This is a messenger RNA of Paramecium pentaurelia, 1035 nucleotides long. The record is from the annotation of a GenBank genome assembly. Lineage: Eukaryota; Ciliophora; Oligohymenophorea; Peniculida; Parameciidae.
AUGGGAUAAAUCAUAAAUAGUAUUCAAAAGAAACCUAGUAAUAAUUUAACAAUGCAAAAUGAAUAUUAGCCAGAAUUCAUUAAUUUUAGACAUGCAAUUUCUAUAUUAUCAUAUAAUAUAUUAGCCGCUAUCUAUUGCGAACAGUCAUAAUUUGGUUACGCUCACAAUUAAUAUUUGAAGUUUACUAAUAGAAGUACUAAAAUUAUAGAAUAAUUGAAAAUUUUCAAUGUUGACAUAUUUUGCCUAUAAGAGGUGGAUAACAUAGAAUUUUAUCAAGAACACAUUAAAAAACUAAACUAUGAAUUCUGUUAUGUUUAGAGACCUUAAAGACCUGAUGGAUGUUUAAUUGCUUUCAAAAUUGAAAAAUUCAAGCUGUUGAAAUAUUCAGAGUAUUCUCUUGAUAAGAUGGCAUUAAAUUAUGGACUGCCUCUUUAAUAUCAAAGGUAGAAUGUGUUUCAAAUUGUCAGAUUGGAACAUAUGUAUGUAUUUUUUAAGAUAUAAUAAGACUAACAAAAAAACAGCUAGUAAUUGGAAACAUACAUACAUUCUGGAAUCCAAAUUAGGAUGACUUAAAAUUCUUUUAGAUAGUUCAACUAGUUUAAAAGAUGGAAGCUGAAAAAGAAUCUGAUGAUCAAAUACUUAUAUUUUGUGGAGAUUUAAAUAGUCUCCCUCAUUCUAAUCCAAUACAAUAUAUUUAAAAAAACAAACCAAUAAUUGAAAGAAUAGAAAAAUCUUCAAAUUAAAUUAAGAUAUAAAAGGAGAUAUUCGAACACUAUGGUCCUCCAAAAUUGAAUUGGCAAAGUGCUUAUCAUCCAUUCCCUAAAUUUACUAAUUAUACAAAAGAUGUAAAUUUGAAUAAAAUAAUUAAAUUAGUUUAAAGGUUGUAUUGAUUACAUUUUCUAUCAUAAUGCAAAUGUGGAAAAGAUUUUAAGAUUACCAGAAGAAAGUUUAUUAUAACAAGAAGUAGCUUUACCUAAUAGGAAUUUUCCAAGUGAUCACUUACCUAUUUUAGCAUAUUUUGAUUUUCACUAUUGA